Molecule: messenger RNA, 813 nt
Organism: Vicia villosa (hairy vetch)
Lineage: Eukaryota; Viridiplantae; Streptophyta; Magnoliopsida; Fabales; Fabaceae
Product: dehydration-responsive element-binding protein 1E-like
Exons: 1
Coding region: 126-797 (223 amino acids)
Biological process (GO): regulation of DNA-templated transcription
Molecular function (GO): DNA binding; DNA-binding transcription factor activity
Source: RefSeq, a predicted model, not a curated record
CGUGUCACAUACGUGGUCCUUUUCUUUGCCAACUCACCAAUAAGCUAUAUUUGAAUAAACUCUCCACAGACACUCACUUCCUCACUUAGCUCAGUUCAAUCACAUAAGCAACUUAAAAUUUUCUGAUGAAUAUUUUUGAAUCAUCGUUUACCGAGUUGAACUACGGCACACACCAGCACUCUGAUACUUCUUCUUCGUCAGAAACAAGUUCCUCAAACCAUAAUAAUUCAGAAACGUUUUUGGCAUCUGAGAGACCAAAGAAGCGAACAGGUAGAAGAGUAUUCAAGGAGACAAGACACCCAGUGUACCGAGGAGUACGAAAGAGGAACAAUAACAAGUGGGUUUGUGAGAUGCGAGUUCCUAACCGUAACAAAUGCAACAACUCAAGGAUUUGGCUUGGAACAUAUCCCACGCCAGAAAUGGCCGCACGUGCACAUGAUGUUGCUGCACUCGUUCUUAAGGGGAAAUCAGCUUGUCUUAAUUUUGCUGAUUCCGCAUGGCGGUUGAGGUUGCCGGAAUCCAAUGAUGGAGACGAGAUAAGGAAAGCUGCAAUGGAAGCUGCUGAGUUAGUUUCUGUUGAGGACAACAACCAGUGUCAGGUUGGUGUUGGUGAUGGAGUGGUCAUAGAACAAGUUCCAACGGAAUUCGACGAUAUGCAUGAUUUGCUCAUGAGUAUUGCAAAUGAGCCUUUACGUUCUCCUUCUCCUUCCAUCACAGAUUAUGCCACUAACUGGUUUGACAUGGAGAUGUUUGACACUCAAGUCUCAUCAUUGUGGAAUUUCGAAACACAGUAUUAAAGAUGUAAUUAGUUAA